AUGGCCACCGACUCGAUCGACCAGCCGUGGGUCGCGCGGCUCGCACGAGAAGGGCUGUACAACGUCGUGCCUUGCUUUGGAUUCCAUCCUUGGUAUUCGCAUACUCUCUCUCUCGAGGACCCCGCGCCGGAAAAGAGAGCGCACUACACGGCGCUCUUUGGCGAAGGCGACGCCGAGAUGUGCGCGCUCUAUGACGCCCUGCCCACGCCGAGGCCACUACGCGAGGCACUCGCCGAGGUAGAGGCAUACCUCGAAGAGUUUCCAGGUGCGCUCCUCGGCGAGGUCGGCCUCGACCGCAGCUUUCGGCUACCGGAUCCCCGCGCGGAUGCGCCACACAAACUCACACGGCUCCAGACCCCGAUUGCGCACCAGCGCACAGUCCUGCGCGCGCAGGUCGAUAUCGCAUGCAAGCUGCGUCGCAGCGUGAGCAUGCAUAGCGUGCGUGCGGCGGGCCAGACGACCGAUUUUCUCGCAGAGAUGGCCACCGAGCCGUCGUUCAAGAUAAUUCAUCUCGUGCUGCAUAGCUGCACACUAAGUCCCGAGAGCAUCAUGGCGGUGCAGCGCAAGCACUCCAAUGUCUAUGUCUCGUUUUCCACUACGAUCAACAAGCGGCAGCCGAAAUUGGAGGCCCAGAUCCUGGCAUGCGACCCCCUGCGUCUGCUGAGCGAGUCAGACCACAAUACCUGUACGCAGCUUGCGCCACGCACGCACGAGGUCGUGAUGUACCUCGCCUCGGUCCUUGACGAGGACCCCGCGACGUACGGCUCGCAGCUCGCGGGCAGCUUUUUCAGGUUUAGAGCGGCAUGUUGCUAA
Molecule: messenger RNA, 813 nt
Organism: Malassezia japonica
Lineage: Eukaryota; Fungi; Basidiomycota; Malasseziomycetes; Malasseziales; Malasseziaceae
Gene: scn1
Product: Cut9-interacting protein scn1
Exons: 4
Coding region: 1-813 (270 amino acids)
Molecular function (GO): hydrolase activity, acting on ester bonds
Source: RefSeq, a predicted model, not a curated record